Molecule: messenger RNA, 1534 nt
Organism: Aspergillus welwitschiae
Lineage: Eukaryota; Fungi; Ascomycota; Eurotiomycetes; Eurotiales; Aspergillaceae
Product: MFS general substrate transporter
Exons: 4
Coding region: 1-1449 (482 amino acids)
Biological process (GO): transmembrane transport; carboxylic acid transport
Cellular component (GO): plasma membrane
Molecular function (GO): carboxylic acid transmembrane transporter activity
Source: RefSeq, a predicted model, not a curated record
AUGAACAUUCUUGCCACCCUCGCCGGUCUCCCCAGGGAGAUUGGCUCUACGCUGCACAUGAAGCCCGUCCAGGCGUUGAUCUGGCUGGCUUGCUGGGCAUGCUGGACGCUGGGCUCUCUGCAAUACUAUGCCCUCCCGUUCACUCUCAGCACCGUGGCGGAAGCGCUCGACGUGGCGGAAACCAACGUCUCAGAGGCCAACACCACUACGAUGCUGUCCCGUGCUGUAGGGGCAGUCAUCUUUGGUAUCCUGUCUGAUCAAUACGGGCGGAAGAUUCCCAUGCUCAUUGACCUGAUUCUCAUGUGCGGCUUCACUGUCGCCACGGGGUUCUCGCAGACCUUUCCCCAGUUGAUCGGAUUCCGGUUCCUCUUUGGCGUUGCUUACGGUGGUACAUAUGGUCUCGCCAUGGCAACGGUGCUGGAAGCGGUGCCGGAAAAGUCCCGCGGUGUGGUGGCUGGCUUCACGCAGCAAGGCUUCUCGUCCGGGUAUCUCUUUGCAUCUGGCUUGCAUCUGGCCAUGAAUGGCUAUGGUUGGCGCUCUCUUUUCUGGCUCUGCGCGGGUUUGACAGUCCCCAUCGCUAUCCUUCACGCAGUGACCCCUUACUACAGCGUUGCCUCUCCCGCCUCGCAGGACGAAGAGCACGCCGGCGGACCAACCCAAAAUUCUCGCGCGGCUGUGGGAGGAAACCUUCCGUUCCAUAAGAAGCUCGCCUACGUGCUCCGCUACCACUACAAGGCCUUCAUCUACGCCUGCUGUCUCACUUCCUGUCUGGCUACCAUGGGCCACGGCACCAUGGAUCUCUACCCGACCUUCCUCGUCAGCCAACGCAAAUUGAACAUCUUGGAAGAGACCUGGGUGACCUGCAUCCUGCAGAUUGGAGGUAUCUUGGGCGGCGUGGUCGGCGGGUUUCUUUCCCACAAAGUGAGCGCUAAAUGGGUGGCGGCGGGCGCAGGACUGCUGAUCGCUCCGUGGUUACCACUAUGGACGCUGCCCACGAGAUGGGGACUUCUCGCCCUGGGAGCCUUCUUUUUGCAGUUCUUCUACGGCGCUGCGAUCGGUAACUUGGGAAACCUGUUGCAACAGCUAUGUCCUCAUCCCGGUAUCAGAGCCGCCUUUACUGGUGUCGCAUACAACAUCGGUAAUGCAGUGUCGUCGAUCGCACCGACGAUUGAGACGUCGCUGGGAGAGCGGUUCCCGACUGCGGACGGGUCACCGGAUUAUGCGAAGACGCAGAUGAUCCUUGUCGGGAUUGUUAUUUUCUGCUUAGUGUUGACCUUGACUCUCAUGCCGCUGAACAGCUUGAACAAGAGCUGGGACCGAGAGGAUCCCAAUGCCACGGUCCCUGCGACGCAUGCAGAGAUGGAAGUGAUCGAUAAAACCGAUUUUAAAGCACAGGAGGCAGAUGCAGAGAGGGGUGGUUCAACACAUGUUGAGGAUACCAAGGCUUAGUUCCAUGCUUUGUUUUGUAUGCUCAAGUUUUACGGUGGUUGGCGCUUUUGACACGUCACGAGGUGGAAUGAAUGUAAAUCCCGGC